Molecule: messenger RNA, 1768 nt
Organism: Oenanthe melanoleuca
Lineage: Eukaryota; Metazoa; Chordata; Aves; Passeriformes; Muscicapidae
Gene: MPZL3
Product: myelin protein zero like 3
Exons: 6
Coding region: 121-834 (237 amino acids)
Cellular component (GO): membrane
Source: RefSeq, a predicted model, not a curated record
CCAGCACAGGGUCCCAGGUGUGCCCGGGUGUGCCCACCCAGGCGCCGCGGCCAUUUCGGGGCUGCCCCGCCCUCACCUGCGCCAGGUGAGCGCCAUGUUCCGGGGCUGAGCCCGGCCGGGAUGCGGCGCCGAGGGGCGGCGGGGGCCGGCGGCCGCCUCCUGCUCCUCCUCCUCCCGCGGGGGGCUCUGCUGCUGCUCGGUGUCUGCAAUGCUCUUUCCCUGGAAAUUAAAGCCAGCCCGAAAGUCCGAGCUUUUGUGGGUGAGCAAGUGCUGCUGAAAUGUUCCUUCAAAUCCAGCUCCCCCAUCACGGAGAACCUGCUGGUGGACUGGACCUACCGCCCCCUCACUGGGGGCCCGAUGGAGAGAAUUUUUCACUACCAGUCCAUGCCAUACCCUACAGAAGCAGGGAAGUUCAAAGACAGGAUAUCCUGGGUUGGGAAUGUUGCUAGAGGCGAUGCUUCCAUCGCUCUCCAAAGUCCAGCGCUCAGUGACUACGGCACUUUCAUCUGCAGCGUGAAGAACCCUCCAGAUGUUUAUCACAACGUUCCCCAGACGGUGCUGCUGGUCACAGAGCGGGGCCUGGCCUUCCAGCUGAGCUCAGCAGCUCUGCUGUCCAUCCUGGUGUUCCUCCCUUCCAUCCUCGUGGUCAUUCUGCUGCUGGUGAGGAUGGGGAGGAAAUUCCGGGUGAUGAAGGAGAAAGGAAAAUGUGGCUACAAGAAAUCCUCCAUUGAGGUGUCUGAUGAGCCUGAGCACACGGGCACCGCUAGCUGCGGGGGGAAAAUCAAGGAGUGGUGUCUGAACUGUGUGGACACGGAUGAGGAAGAUCCGUACUGAUGGAAGACUGAAGCUGUGGAAAAAGACUAAAGUUACAAAAAGUCCUGCUUAGAUCCUUCCAGAGGCUGCUGGGCAGGUUGAAGGAUGUGCCCUGCUCUUGGUGGAUUGGAAGAAUAAUGCUGGUGGGAUAACUCACUUCUAUUUAAGCACAAAAUAACAGUUUUCUAAAAAUCUUUCUAAUUUAUUGGUGAAAAGAAAAUCUCUUGCCCUCGGAUCUGUGGGGCCUCCAGAAGCCUCAGUGCCUGCAGUGCCAACGUGCCUUGGUUUUCCUGCAAACUGGUUUGGUUCAUUGGUUUGAUUUUUUGGUGACAUCUCUCUUUUCCUGAGCCCUGGAAAUCCAGUGUUUUGAAGGAAAGGCUGCUCCAGCUCUCUGGGCACUGGCAAGGUUUAUUCUCAGGUUUUUUGGGACAUACUGACUCACACCAGUUUGAUGAAGUGAAUCUGGCAUUCUCUGUCUUGGAGUGAAGAGAACCUACUGCUUUUGAAGUAUUUUUUAAUUCAGCUGCAUCACUGGGUACCUCUCCUUCUGCUUGUAGAAGUGAAGCCCAAUUCAUAAAAAACAAUUCUUUAAAAAUAUUUUUAAUCAGGAAUGCAAAUGGGGACUCUGUUUCUGGGGACACACAACCCCAUCUACCUCAGCCAUGGACUCAAGCACUGCCCAAAGGAAUGUUCUGUUUGCAGUAGUUGUUUUCUUCCUCCCUUCUUCUAGGACCCAUUUUAGGGAAAUGGUUAAUUGUGCAGCAUUAUUUCCCCUUGAUGAAGGUAUUUCCUCUUUCACCAGCCUUAUCCAACCAUGAGUAGCAGUGGAACUAAUCCACUCAAUCCCUAAAAAGCUGCUUUCUUUCUGUAUCAGUCAAAUAUUCUCCUUUUACCAAUGUGCUCCAAGUUUACUGUUGAUUCUGCUGUGCAAUUACCAAUAAAUUGCAUUACUCCA